Alnus glutinosa is the source of this 1464-nucleotide messenger RNA. RefSeq lists its product as uncharacterized. Bases 410 to 1309 code for a protein of 299 amino acids. The transcript has a single exon. Lineage: Eukaryota; Viridiplantae; Streptophyta; Magnoliopsida; Fagales; Betulaceae. The record is from RefSeq and is a predicted model, not a curated record.
CUUCAGUACACUCUUUUUUUUUUUGUAGAAGAAGCGGUCUUUUGUACGAGCAAGAUGCAGAGUUACUCUGUUCUUCACUCAGCAUCUUUGCCUUUUGCCUUUCUUUGUCGUUCUUUGCUAGCUGGCUUUGGAAACUAUUGAUUUCUUGAAUGCCCUUUCUUUAUUCUCUGCAAGAAGAAGAAGAACAAGAAGAGAUCUUUUCCAUCAACAUCAAUAAAUCCACUGUUUUUUCUGGAUUUUGAUGAAUUUGCAGAGAAUCAAUCUCUUGAGGUCUAAAAUCAGCAGUUUUACAUUGAUAUUAGACUUCUCUCGUUUCCAGUGUACGAAAUAGCUCUUUUGGUCUAUUGGGUUCCUCUUGUUUUUCUUCUUCUUCUCCUCCUUCUUUCAGACAAUCAAAAUCAAGUACGCCAUGGCCAACCUGUUUCAGAGCUCCUUGCCCAAAACCACCAGAUUUGAGACGGCGGUCUGGGCGGCAAAGCUCUUGCUCCUAUCCAUGGGGAUUGUAUCCGUUUUUAUGAUGUUCAAAGCGGCAAUAGUUCCGUACACAGUAAACUUGUCAGCAUCCACUCUUCCUCGCCUCUGGAUCUCCCUCCGAAGCUGGCUGUCUCCGCCGUACAUCUACAUCGUCGUCAACUUCAUCAUCAUCACCAUCGCCGCCUCCUCCAGCUUCCAACAGUACCCAAAGCACCAUCAUUCUAAUUCCUCUUCACCCACCAAUGCCAAGCCCGCCGCCGCCGACCCAUCCCAGAACGAAGACGAAAUCGAUAGCUCCGAAGACCCCAAUUCAAACGCUAUAUUAACUACAGCCAACAUUGACGACUCCCAUGAGAUCAUCUGGCACAACAUCAUGCAACCGCACGAGAAGCAGCGAGUGAUCAUCAGAGAUACUAAUUUGCCCAACGCUCCGCCGGAAACAUCAUCCGGCGAGAAGGAGGAGGACGACGAGGAGGACGGGGACAGCUUGGACGCGACGUGGAAGGCGAUCAUGGAGGCGCAGGGGAAGCCGGUGACGCAGCAGCUGAAGAAGAGCGACACGUGGGACGUGCCGCCUCGUGUUGCGCGGAUAGAGGCGGAGAGAAAUGACGUGGCUGCAGGUGGCGCUGACGAUCCGGUGGCUUGGGCUCGGCGGGAGCUGAAGAAGUCGGACACUUUCAGUGACAGAGCGUCGGUGAAGAGGGACAAGUCGAUGAGUCACGAGGAGUUGACAAGGCGAGCGGAAGCGUUCAUCAAGAAGUUCAACAAUGAUAUGAGGCUACAGAGGCUGGAAUCUCAACAGCGUUUCUUGGAGAUGGUUAAUGGGGGUGUUUAGUUUAGUUUAGUUUAAUUAAUUAGUGCUAAACUAAAGUCUUAAACACAUGAUGAGGAAAAUGACCCACGCAAUUGGUACGUGUUGGAGUUUGUGGGGUGAAACUUUAAUUUUCUGAUAAAUCUGGAAAUAUUGAGGGGGCUUUAUGUUGGUCUUAA